AUGAACGCGUUAGACUUCGGGAAGGGUAAUAGCGCGUUCGUUCACCACCGCAAACACCUGCAGGCCGGAGUUUUGCAAAUAUCUCAGCAUCAUUGUGUUUUUGUUUUUAUCCUCACUUUUUCAAAGGAAUCGCUUGGAAAAUGACAAAGGGGUAGUCAAUGACCAAGAGUACUUAUUCUUUCGUCACUGCGCUACAAAGACUACACUUUUUUGGAUCUUCAUGUGUGUUUUGAAAUGUUCUGAAAAUCUUGUAUACCAUAACAGUAGACACAGGUCAUUGCGAAACUUGUCAAUUACCUGUUAUAAGACUUUAAUUUGUAGGUUCGAUUGCACAGAAGCUAUGAAACUAUGUUCGUUUGGAGGUCGACAGUUCGACUGUUGCAAGUUUAUGGAGCCAAUUAUAACGAAUCUCGGAAAGUGUCACUACUUGGAUAUGCGAAAAGCUCGUGAAUGGAUGCGGAAGCAGACGGUGGCCGGCGUGAACGCAGGGCUUCAAAUAAUCCUCGAUGCACAUAUGGAAGAGCAAUUUGACGAUAAUUCCGACCCGAUCUUUUCUAAUGCAUUCGAGAACGGCUAUCGAUAUUAUGUUCAUGCGCCCGACACAAUACCAUAUCUGGUUUCUGAGGGAAUCAGUGUCUCUCCCGGAACGCGUGUUUAUUCGGCUAUUUCGACCAAUACGUACAUACUGCUUUCGUCAGAAAAUUGGGGAAACUGCAGUGAUAAAUGGCCGUCGUCUUACAACACCACACUACCGUACUCUUCAGUAAACUGUGGUUCUCUUUGUAAGGCGAACUACUUCUACGAUCGAUGUGGAUGCAGUCCGUUCACGUAUAACAUCGAUAUGUGUGAGUUUUUCAUGCUCCAUGAGUUCUCCUUGUUUCGUUAUCUUAAACAUCUACUUCCAGGCACUGACUACUUCUACAUACCACAAUGUCAAGACUGUAAAAUCGAAUGCCACAGUCUUGUCUACCAUGCUUACAACUCGUACGGGAAAGGUUUCAGUCAUGGAGCGCUGAAAUGGCUGAGUAGAAAAAAUUCAAGUUGGAAAAUAUAUUUAAGAUCGAAUUUUCUUACUGUGAAUGUGUUCUUCCGUGAUAUGGCUCACACCGAAUACCGACAAGUACAGGCGACGUCGCUGACGGAAGUUCUUAGUGAGUAUAUAAUGCUGAAAAUUUCAAUGACUAACGUGAGACUAACUUCGGCAUUGAUCGAUAAGCUUUUUAUCGGAUGGAUUGCGUUCUCAAAACGAAGGCGAGACUAUCUGUACAACAAAAAAAAAAGCGAAAAAGAACGGGAAAAGCAGCUUGAGGAGACGGUAUCCGGCUUCAAUAUGUUCCGUAUCAAAAAGGUUGCUGAUGUACGAGAUUCGUUCCGAGUAACACAGUCACGUUUACGAGCGUUUGGAAAGGAAAUGCGAGAUAGUUUCCGGGUUUCGAAACCUAAAGGGCUCAACGUACCACCGUUGUAUUCGUCGGUAAGCCUUUUAUGUUUAUAA
This is a messenger RNA of Angiostrongylus costaricensis, 1495 nucleotides long. The record is from the annotation of a GenBank genome assembly. Lineage: Eukaryota; Metazoa; Nematoda; Chromadorea; Rhabditida; Metastrongylidae.